Molecule: messenger RNA, 4668 nt
Organism: Vanessa atalanta (red admiral)
Lineage: Eukaryota; Metazoa; Arthropoda; Insecta; Lepidoptera; Nymphalidae
Gene: Dsp1
Product: high mobility group protein DSP1
Exons: 6
Coding region: 361-1830 (489 amino acids)
Biological process (GO): regulation of transcription by RNA polymerase II
Molecular function (GO): DNA binding, bending
Source: RefSeq, a predicted model, not a curated record
UAAAUACGAACGAAGACAAAACGUACGCGCGUGGAGUGAAACUUUUGAGCCGGCAGCUUUUUAAUUCAGUGAACUUAAAGUGUUUUCAAUAGUUACAUAUUAUAAUUCGAAACAAGAUGAAUUAUAACUUAUAAAGAAAUAGGUUUUUUGUGAUGAAAACGGAUUUUGUGUCGAAUACAUAAGUGUUUCAUUAAAAACAGCAUUACAAGAGCUAAGAAAAGACAAUAAAGCAAAAGCUUUAUCUCGUUACAACUAAUUAUUACAAAGGAUAUGGUUUCAAAAACAUUACAAAACAAAGAAUAAUUUAAGGCAGCUGAAGCGGAAUAAAGAAACUGGUUAGCCGAAAGCGGCGAUUGUGAUAUGGGGGAACGGGGCGCAACGGGGGGCGCUUGGGGUGCGCGCGACGAUGCCUCGUGGUGGCCGGGUGGCUCUGGUGAAUUACAGCACCAACAACAAUUAAAUGAAGAAAUUGCUAGAAGUACAGCUACUGUCACUCAUCAAUUAUAUUCAUACAAAAUGACGGGCGGUUUUUCAAACACUGGUGGCGAUAGUACAUCGUCCCCAGGUUUUGACUAUCGUUUAAUGACUGGUACCAAUAAUAGGGAAGAAUCUCCCCAACAACCUUGGUGGUACGCUUCGGGAUCGGUAGAUUCCCAACAGACUUCUUCGCCUACGGGGCAAAAUCAAUCAAGUCCUGAUUCUGAUCAAAGCAACCAGCAAGCCAACGGUAUUCAACAAAAUCAUCAACAAGCUUUACAACAACAAGCUCAAGAGCAACAUCAAAUCCAACAAAAUCAAUUACAACAACAGCUGCAACAACAGCAGCAGCAACAGCAAAGCUUGCAGCAAGCCUUACAGCAGCAAAAUCAAAAUUUACAACAGUCUCUACAACAACAACAACAAAAUCAACAGCAAACUUUACAACAAAUGCUGCAGCAACAACAGCAACAGCAGCAGCAGCAGCAACAGGUCGACCAACAGAACAAUCAACAAAGUUUGCAAUUACAAGUGAGUCAAGCACAGGCUCAGGCAAUUGUGCAAGCGCAGGCAGCACUGCAGCAACAAGUGGCUCAAUCAUUGCAACAACAGCAGCAAAGUCUGCAGGAACAAAUACAAGUGGCUCAGCAACAACAAAUUCAGGCUGCACUUCAGAGGCAAUCUGCUACCUUGCAGGAAUUACAGCAACAAGCGCAACAGCAGGCUCUGUUAGCUCAAGCCACCAACAAGGGUAGGAUGCCUCGGGCGCGGGCGAACAACAAGCCGCGCGGCCGGAUGACCGCCUACGCCUUCUUCGUGCAGACCUGCCGCGAAGAGCAUAAGAAGAAACAUCCCGAAGAGAACGUUAUUUUUGCCGCGUUCUCUAAGAAAUGUGCUGAGAGGUGGAAUACAAUGUCAGAGAAGGAAAAGCAGAGGUUCCAUGAGAUGGCGGAACAAGACAAGAAGCGGUACGACCUGCAGAUGCAGAACUACGUGCCGCCCAAGGACGUGAAGGUGCGCGGGCGCAAGCGGGCGCAGGUCAAGGACCCCAACGCGCCCAAACGAUCGCUGUCAGCGUUCUUCUGGUUCUGUAACCAUGAACGUUCAAAAGUGAAAGCCAACAAUCCGGAAUACACGAUGGGAGACAUCGCCAAAGAGCUCGGCAAACGCUGGGCGGCUGCAGACCCUGACACCAAGUCCAAGUAUGAAGCGCUCAGCGAGCAGGACAAGGCGAGGUAUGACAGGGAAAUGACCGCCUACAAAAAAGGACCUCUAGCACUAGUCCAACAACAACAGCAGCCGGAACCCGAGGAAGAAGUGGGUGAUUUUGAAGCUGAUGAUGAGUACAAGUAAAUAAGAUAUUGUUAUUGUAUGUAAAAGCCCUGUUAUAUUUAGAGAUCAUGUGGCAGGACCAACUGAAAGUUUGCUUGACUAAAUGUAUGAAGCGGAGUUUAAAUUAGGUUCUACACUUGUUAUAUUUCUGGUAACCAGUUUGUCUGUCACAUAUAAUUAUGGGACAGGUUGCAUCAUAGACAAGAAGACAUUAGGAUUUUUUUUUUAAAUACGGGUCCACCUGUUUUAAUUUUAGAAAUGACAAAAUUCCUAAUUUAAAAUAAUAAAUUAACAGAUAAAUUGUUUUAGGUUUAUAUUUUAAGGGUGAUAGCAGGUGAUGCCCAAGUAUUAGUAUAUCAUUUGUUUUUUAAAUAUUGUGACCUCGUAAUAUUUUAUUGGAUUUUUGUAUGAAUGAAAUAUCUCGAAUAAUAACAUUUCAUAUGAUUCUCUAAUAGAGAUCUGAUUUCAUGAAGAUGUAAAGAUUAUUGUUUGGAUUAGUUGUAAUCUGUCGAAAUAAUAUGGUUGUGCCGAUUUUUAAACUGAUACAUUGGAUGUUUUAUAUUACGUCACAGUUAUGAUUUCGUAGUGGGAGUAUGAUAUCACACUUUACUUCCAACAAUAGCUUUAUUAUUACUAUACUUUUACUAAAUUAAAAUAUAUAUUUUUCUAUUAAUAGGUGCUUUUAUUACUAAAAUCGUUUAAAAUUGACUACUUUCAAAAUGGUAGUUGUUACCUUGAGCUUUAAUUUUUGACAUUUGGUAAAGGAUUGUGGUGUACUAUCGAAGUACAAUAACUGACGGGCGAAUUUAUUUAAAUUCGUUCCGAAAGACAUUAUAACGCAAGCCCAUUAUUAGCUAGUAAUUUAAAUUUUAAAAAUCAAUAAAAAAAUGGUUUUGGAUUAAGCACAUUUUAUUUGGUAAAUAAAUAAAAGAUUUAUAACGUUAUUCUAUUGAAUUAAUAAUACUCUUUUUUUUAAAAUACGACCGUUUCUUGUUUUGGCCCAGUAUGAUAAACCUCAAUAAUUUAACUACAAUUUUGGAUGAUUGCGUAUAAAUGAUUAUACAUAUAGACCUUGUGUAAUACAUGAUUAUUAUUAUAAAAAUAUAAGCGACAAGUGUGAUAUGAUACAAAAACUCUUUAAAAACUCAUUAUUUCAUGGUAUUAGUUAUUUGAAUUAUACAAUAUUAUAUUAUUUUAAAUGUUGAGAACAAUAUUCUCAAUGAUGAUAACCUUGAAGUAUUGUGGUGUUACCAUCCUUAAUGUGUAAUAAAGUGAUGUUGCCUUAUAUUUUCGACGUGGCAAUACAUAGUUUUAGUCCGAUCAAAGUGUUAGUCAUUUGAGGUUACGUAAGUAAUUAUAAGCAGUUCUCAAGUGAAAAAUAAAGUAUGAUCUAAGGAAUGCACGAGUGAAUAAUAAUUUGUAACAUGUAUCUUUAAACUGUACAUAGUUAAUUAGUUACCUAGAUAAUUUACAUUUCUUUAUAUUUUUAGGUUGUUAUGGUUAAAUUUUUAAUAUGUUUGAAGAAAAUUAUAAAUAUCACAUAGGAGAUUUAUAAAGCGAUGUUUAUUUAAACUAAAUUCGUUUUAUGUAUUAAUAAUGUUUGUUUUAUAUGAAAAAAAAAAUGAAAAUAAAAUUAAAUAAACAAGUGUACAUAAAGAACUGCAAGAACGUGAUAGUACUUAAAUUUUAAGUGUAAUUGAUUAAAGUAUUGUAUAUAUAGUGUAGACGUACCUCAAGACACCUCUUACCAUAUUAAUAAUUUGAUUGUUAUUUUUUGUCGUAUCGACGUUACCACAGUCGAUAGAGAUGGUUGGGGACAAAAUUACACUUAAAAAAGUUGAAUUUAUAUAAAAAUAUAAACAUCGAUUUUUCUCUACGUAUAUAUAGGAUUGGCCUUUACUAUAGUGUCUCAGAUGAGUGGUUUGUUCUCGAUGCUGUCUUCUUCCUUCGAAUAUCAAAUUUAUGAUAAAAAAAUAAUAAAGAGGUUGUUUUUUUUUUAAUAAAAAAAGCGAAUUUGAUCUGCAUGUUUGUAACGUUAGACUGCAGCAAGUGUUGCCAUGCACCAACAUGAUUAAAAAAUGUAUAAAAUUACGAGAUACAUAAAAUAUGAAAAAUUAAAGUUGUGCUAUUUUGUCCCCCACUUGCUCUGUUGUGACGUCUCGCGACAAGAUGGCGUGGUCUAGUUAUGUUUGGCGAAUGUUUUAGUAACAGAGGAAUUGUGGAGAAAUUACGAAAAACAGUUUAAACUUUUAUAAAUUAAAAUUUGUAUAUAUUUUGUUUAUAAUAACGAAGUCUUUAUAUAAAUUUUAUUUUUAAUUUAUAAAAUAUUAAAAUAAAACAUGAAGUGAAAAUUCAAGGAAACUCAAUUCUUGUUAAUAAUCUCAUAUAAGCUUUAGCUAUUUUAAACUUCCGUCGAUUUUUUUUCUUUUGGAGAUUAUAGCACAAAGACUAAAGUAAUAAAAAGAAAAAAAAGUCUAAAACAUAAAUUAAUUAAAUAUAGUUUAAAUUUUUGAUCAUUGUCUUAUAUCAAGGUAUGCCUUGAUAUAAGACAAUAUAACAUAAGUAAAAAAAAUACGUUAAUAUGUUUAGCGCUGCACUGUAAAGUGAAGUCAUAGACCCAUAGAGUUCUAUGAUUACAACGAAAUAUUUUGCAAUAACAUAAAAAUGUGAAUGUAUGUAUAUGUCAAUUGGAUCAAAACUGAUAUUUUUAUAAGUAUCUAUAGAGAUUCCUAUGUUUUUUAUUUUUCAAAGGUAAGAUGGUGUUAACUUUUAUAUAUGAAAACAAAAACGUUUAAGGUAAGCGUGUAAUGAGGCAACAUUGUUUUGAAUUUUGUGAUCUGUACAAAACAAUAUAGUAAA